Messenger RNA from Cricetulus griseus (Chinese hamster), 4117 nucleotides. The record is from RefSeq and is a predicted model, not a curated record. Lineage: Eukaryota; Metazoa; Chordata; Mammalia; Rodentia; Cricetidae.
CCGCAGAACUCGGUGGUGUGUGCCAGGGACCAUAGAGGGUCUCUCCGCCUCUUCCUAGAGCGGCCGGCAGCGCCGCUAACAGCCCGCACUUCCGGCGGGCGAGGCGCGAGGCGAGCACCUUGGCGGCCUGCGCGAAAAUUCUGAGUUGUGUUCCUCUAGGAUAUGAGACCUUAUUAGUUCAGAAGACAAUAGAAUCUCCUGACAAUACAUCUGGCUAGUCACCAUGAGAUUAGCAAAGCCUAAAGGGGGUAUUUCUCGAAGCUCAAGCCAAGGCAAAGCCUAUGAAACCAAGCGUAAGACAGCCCGCCAGCGGCAGAAAUGGGGGAUGACCAUUCGAUUCGACUCGGGCUUCAGUAGACGGAGAAGAAACGUGGACGAGAAGCCCUACAAAUGUAGUAGGUGCUCUAAGAGUUUCAGUCAGAGUUCCACCCUGUUUCAGCACCAAAAGAUACACACAGGGAAGAAAUCCCAUAAAUGUGCCGAUUGUGGGAAAAGUUUCUUUCAGAGUUCCAACCUCAUCCAGCAUCGGCGGGUCCACACUGGGGAAAAGCCCUAUAAGUGUGAUGAGUGCGGAGAGAGUUUUAAACAGAGCUCAAACCUCAUCCAGCACCAGAGGAUCCACACUGGAGAGAAGCCCUACUGCUGUGAUGAGUGUGGCCGCUGCUUCAGCCAGAGUUCCCACCUCAUUCAGCACCAGAGAACACACACUGGAGAGAAGCCCUACCAGUGCGACGAGUGCGAUAAGUGCUUCAGCCAGAGCUCCCAUCUGAGGCAGCACUUGAAGGUGCACAAAGAAAAGAAGCCACAUAAAAGGGGGAAAAAUGCCAGGGCCAAAACUCACCCGGUGUCCUGGAAAGUAGGGAAAGGCAGAAAGGCAGUGUCUGGGCGCCGCCAGGUAAAGGGCGCUGCAGCAGGCCUUUUUAAAAAGAAAAAGUGAGUGAGAGAGAGGCAGGCAAAUGCGCCCUUAGGAACGAGGCUGCUUCAUAGUAGAGCACUUAGGUACCGGAUCCUUCCCUAGCAUGGAGACUUGAGUUUCAUGACACGGGGCUGAAACUCCCAAGUCAAGCUGACCUCCUUUCUUUAAAAUGAAAGUACAUUUAUGUAACAUGGAGCACAAAGAACUGAAAAACAUGUUUGGUGAGAAUAUAAUAUCCUUGGCCUCAGCUGAAAUUUCUCCCCUAUGGUUUGAUAAAAAAGUAUCAUGUUCUCAUGAUUCACAGGUGUGCCAGUGAUUACUCUCUUUUUAGGAAUUUCUGUAGGAAAUCAUUAACGGAGAAGGAAUGAGUUUCAAGUUCUGGGACAGACUAUAUUUUAUGGUUUUUAAUGUUUUGUAGUCAAUUAACCAUUAGUGUAAGUGUUGACUCAGUAUAAAAUGCAUUCAAGUUCAUAGUUUUUUUUUUUUCUUUUUUGUUAGUGUAUAUUGUAUGAGGUAAGAGUUCUGUUUCCUUCAGUGUGUAUGAUGUAUCUAUAUGAUGUGCUUUGAUGGUAUCCAUCCUUCCUACCCUCUCCUCCACCCCCUGGUUCUCAUCUUCCUCCCAGACACCUCCCUUUCUGCUUAAGAUGUUUACCCCAGAGUCUGUAAAUGGGAGAAAAUGUAUUCAGUUAUUCUCUUGAGUAUGACUUACUUUGUUUAACAGUUCUUUCCAUUUUCCCCAAACAUGAUUUUGUUGUUUCUGGACAAAUAAUAGUUUAUUGUAGCAUUCGAAGGCUUUAAUGACAACCCAUUCAUGUAUGUGUGUUUUUUCCCUUCUACUGUGUGGGUAAAGGGGAUCAAAGGUCCCCAUGUGGCUUUUCUUUUAUUGUUUUAUUUUGUUUAUCAUGUUCUUAGAGAUUCUAAAGAAUCCAAAAUGAGAGACCACGGACCUCCUAUUCCUAACAUCGUUUGUGACCCUGUCAUUGCUGAGUCACUUGCUUUCUUGAAAUCGGAUUGGGUUUACGUUGAGUCAUGCCAGUGGCCUCUUGGCAUUCCCUUGUUCUCUUACACACACAGCACCUGCAUGAAUAAACUGUAUUUUACCAAGAAAGCCUCAGCUUGCUCCUGGCUGAAGAUCUCCCGUGUCAUAGACUGUGCUUUGAAUAGCACUGACUGUCUGAAGCAGAUGUUUGUCCAUGAGUUACUGGCCAGCGUACUGUAGCCCUGUUAGAAUUUACCUCUCUUACUUUAUAGCAGCGAUUUAAGAAGACUAGCAUACAUCCUUCUUCCAUCAGAAAGAUACCAAACAUGCAUUCCUGAUUAGCCUUGAGCUCGGAUUUUUGUUCAUUGAAUGCUAAUGUUUUUCUGAUUUUUAUAAUAUCAGGUCUUCCUGUAUUGAUGACAAUUAUCCUUAAAAAUAAAGAAUGAGAUAUUUUUGCAUACUACUAUCUUCUGUUUUUCUUGUGAGAAAUUGUUUCCAGUGAGUUAGAAAACAAAUCACAGCUUUUAGGAAAAUCUUGUUCUGUUCUUUUUUGAUUUCCUCAGAUCUGAACUUCACCUCCCUCUGCCCUGUGCUUGUAAAUGGAGAGCCAUAGCAUGUGGCCUAUUGACAACAGUUACAUCCAACAGGAUAUAAAAAAUGUCUUGUAAGUAUAAAGCUAUUGCAGUCAUCUUUUACAAAAAAACUUGAUCCUUGACAUCCUGUUAUAGCCACAUCACCAUAACAGGGGCACAGCCAUGGGGCCCUAUGGAGCAUCCGUCAAUGUUAGAUUGGUCUCUGAGAUAGCUUCUGUAGGGGAAAUUUACACCAUUUUCCUAAGUUCUGGGAAUUUCCCAUUCUGGUGCCAACCAUGGGGGGUUCCUGCAACAAUAAGGCCUCUAUUAGUUUUGAUAGCUUACACUCUUACCUAAUAGAUCUACCUGUGUUCCCUAUGAAAACGAACCCUUCAGGUUUCAAUGCCAUUUGUUUUGUAUAUAUUCUGAAAACCCUGAAGCUAGUGGGCAUCAAAGACAGUGAUUUCUGUGAGUCUUCUAUGGUAACCGGUGUGUCUGUGUUUCUUUUUAGAAACUAAUAAAAUGGAAAGAUCACAGCUGUGUAAAGUUAAUAAGGGAAUAUACUUGUAGAAACUGGAUGCCAAUGUGAGUCUAGCAGGUAUCACCUCUGAGAAUGUGGAUUCAUUGUAUGACCACGUGUGCUCCUCAACCCUGUAUUCUGAGUUUCCAGUGUCAGGUGUUUACCGACACAAUUCUUGUCAUACUGCAUACAUCUUCUUCAUCUAACCCACCGUGGCCUGGGGCUUGUUAGGGAAGUGCUUUGCCACCGAGCCACACCCCACGCUCCAUCAGACUCCUUAACCUUGUGUUUUAUUAGGAGAACAAGAAAAGCUCCCGAGGUUUUGCUUCUGUAUUCUGUCAUGUUAAGUAUGCCCAAAAUGUUUUCUUCCCAGAGAGGAAGGCUUGGAGUCAGGAGUGGCUUGGCUUGAAACAGAUGGCAGAAGCAGAAUAGAAAUAGGAAGUAGUUUAGAAGCCUGAGGUAACCGUGCAUCUCAACUGUCUUCAUAACAGCUGGAAGGACUGGCACCACCCACUCCUUUUCAGUUGGCACUGUGGUAGGGUCUUGGUGUGAAGUCCAGGCUGCCCUUAAAUUCAUUCCCUUGCUUGAGCCCUCCAGGUGCCAGAAGUACACAUCAAUGCUGCCAGGGCCAGCAUGACUUCCGUUUUGACUCCAAUACCACUAUUCCCAAACACUUGACUCUGAAGGCAUCCAUGAUUGGUCAUCGUGUAGCUUGAGCUAGAUGUUCCCUUGUCACAGGGAUGAGAACCGCCUUGGUUAGUCUGUCUGGUCCCACGUGGGAGGGUAACAGAUGCUAAGGAAUUAAUGCCACAUUCAAGCAGCUAGAGGUAUGCAAACGUCAGAGGCGUGCAGAUGGGACUGCUAGGCUGUCUACCUGGAGCCCAGCGUUAAAUUCAGUUUUGCCAUUUGCAAUACUCUACAAGUCAAACAACAACAACAACAAAAUACUGGUGAGUCCUUUUGAAAGAAGUUGUACUUCUACAGAAUACAACAAGCAGCGGUUACAAAGUUUCACAGGGAGCAUAUGAAACAACAAGAAAAAUAUUUAAGAAAACUAGUUUGAAUUAAUGCAUGAACAAAGACCUGGGUAAUGUUAUCACUAGCACUUCUAGUUCAGAGGACACUCGCUU